Molecule: messenger RNA, 10018 nt
Organism: Bicyclus anynana (squinting bush brown)
Lineage: Eukaryota; Metazoa; Arthropoda; Insecta; Lepidoptera; Nymphalidae
Gene: ChiR1
Product: probable chitinase 10
Exons: 52
Coding region: 191-8893 (2900 amino acids)
Biological process (GO): carbohydrate metabolic process; chitin catabolic process
Cellular component (GO): extracellular region
Molecular function (GO): chitin binding; chitinase activity
Source: RefSeq, a predicted model, not a curated record
GAAGCUCGAUGACACCGAGGUAUUAACACUAGGCAACUCGACCGCUUCCCGCUCAGUCGGGCCACUGACGACCAACAAUCGGCAACAAGCAUCGCAACCAAGCACAUACACCAUCCCGAAUGCGGUUAUUUCGCCAAAAAUAUAACACAUAUAUCGAUUAGGAAGUAUUUUGUUGAAGUGCUUCCCCGUAAUGGGGCGCGAAUUAAUUAUUUGGUUUGUGGCGUUGUGGGUAAGCUCCACGGCGUCGCCCCGUUAUCCCGACGAGAGUCCUUUCGCUCGAAGUGCUAUAGAAACAGUUCCAGACCAUGAUCCUAUUGCACCACCAAUACGGUCUUCGGUGGAGAGUAUACCACUAAGGUCGGGUUAUGAAGAGGGAGUUGGAAGGCUUCCUUUGAGGGAUGCUGUGGAAAAGAGACUGAUCCCUGUUUUAGAUCGUGAAUACAUUUAUAAAUAUUUGAAGAAUGCCGGUGAUGUUGAAAGUGUAGACGAAAUAAAUACAUACUAUGGAGCUGCGAAUCACUAUAACAACGACUCGAAGACUGUUGAUAGACUGCAACACGGAAAUGCGAAUCUCCAAACAUUGGUCAACGACCCGAACUCGCGACGCCUGGUGGUAUGCUACGUGGAGUCCUGGGCGGCGUACCGCGCACCACCGCUUGCGUUUACCGCCGGGCUGGUGCCGAAGUCUUGCACACACUUGCACUAUGCUUUCGCUGUACUGGACCCCCACACCUACGCCGUCAUACCAGCUAAUGAAGACUAUGAUGUCAUCAAAGGUGGAUACCGCAUCGCCACAGGCCUCAAGAGACGUAUCCCAGGCCUUCGCGUGAUCAUAAGUGUAGGCGGCGAAGGCACUGAACGUUUGUUUAGUGAAAUGGUACAAGAGCCGUACAGACGAAACACAUUUAUCGACAGCGCUGUCCAAUUUCUCCAAGACCAUGACUUCGACGGACUUGAUCUUCAUUGGGUAUACGCAGGCGACAAAGAUGAACGAGAAAAAGAACUCUUAACUACUCUUCUUUACGAGCUCCGUGAAAAGUUUUCAUCAUACGGGUAUCUCCUAUCUACCGUAUUGCCACCUUUCAGGUAUCAAAUAGAAGAUGGUUACGACCUCAGUGCGGUUAGCGGAGCUACAGACUACACCAUCCUUCAGGCUUGGGACAUGAGUCACGUGAAACGCGACGAUCUUCCCACCAAAGCGUUACAACACUCUGCAUUGCAUCGAGACCCUGGUGCAUCGGCACGUGAUCAACGAUUUGAUAACAUCGAAUUCAUGGUGAAAUACGUUCUGCGCCAUGGAAUGGCUGCUGAUAAGCUAGUUUUGGGCAUUCCUUUAUUCGGACGUAGUUACACAUUAUCCGCAUCAACCUUACCUUCACCUGGUGCCUCGGUUGAUGGUUGGGGCGAAGAAGGGCAGUAUACACAAACCAAAGGAUUGUUAGCUUACUUUGAGAUAUGUAUGACUAAUCGUGAAGGGAAAGGCGCCAGUGCUGUUGAUGCACAAGGUAAUGCUUAUGCCGUUUCUGAUAACCAGUGGAUAAGUUAUGAUACUCCGGCAACUGUAUUAGAAAAGAUGAAUUUCAUUAAAACUCAUAGUUUAGCGGGUGCAGCAGCUUGGGCUAUAGAUAUGGACGACUUCCGAGGUUUAUGUGGAUCGCCAUUCCCGAUACUAAGCGUAAUAUCUACUAGUCUGAAUGGUGAAGCAACUCUCACAGACCAAUCGUCACUUAAGGUUGGAUCUUGUGAGUCGAGUACACCAUACUUAGCUUCUGAUCAAGAGUCGUGUGCUCACUUCCACUUCUGCUCUGGAGGUAUAAGCUUUAGAAUGGUCUGUGAAGAUGAACGACUUUACGAUCCAUCUACAGGAUUUUGUGGGCACCAAGAUGUGGGAAAAUGUAUUCCUGGUCAAAGUCUUAGAAUUAGUGUCGAAGAAGCUGCCCGUUUUCUAUCUCAAGCUUACGAAUCCGAUUUCGAAUGGAGCAGUGUGGCACAACAAGCUAAUCAAUACAAGGAGACUGAUAGAAUAAUCACUUCUUAUCAAGCUGAAAGAAUAGAUAGAAACAAUGACAAACGUGUGGUGUGCUAUAUGACCAGUUGGGCAUUUUAUAGACGAGGCCAUGGUAAAUUUGUUCCCGAGCAUAUCGACACUAGGCUCUGCACUCACGUAGUAUAUGCAUAUGCAUCUUUAUCGCAUGACGAUCUGAUAGCUAAGGAGUUCGAUCCUUGGGCUGACAUCACUAACAAUCUUUACGAACGUGUGACAUCUCUUAGUGAUGUUAAAGUGUUACUUGGUCUUGGAGGAUGGACAGAUUCCGCUGGCGACAAGUAUUCACGCCUGGUUUCUUCCCCCACUGCACGCGCAAAAUUCGCAGACAAAUUGAUUUCCUUCCUGAGUUUGCACAAUUUCAAAGGUCUACAUUUAGAUUGGAACUACCCUGUUUGUUGGCAGAGUAAUUGCAAAAAGGGUGCUAAAUCCGAUAAAGCAAACUAUGCCAAAUUCGUGCAAGAACUAUCUAAAAAACUACAUGCGGCAAAUAUGGAGCUUGGAAUUGCACUUUCGGGGUACAAGGAAGUCAUUGAUUCAGCUUACGAUUUACCGACCAUAUCCGGUGCAGCCGAUUUCAUGAGUGCUAUGACAUACGACUACCAUGGCGGUUGGGAACGAACGACUGCGCAUCAUACGCCGAUCACACCUCUGAAGAAGGAUGCACUGGCUUAUUACUCUAUCGAAUACGCAAUCAAAGCUUUAAUAUCAGGAGGUGCCGAUCCUAAGAAGCUUCUUCUUGGACUAGCUUUCUAUGGUCAGUCGUACAGGCUAGCUGACAUGGAAGGAGCAAGUGGCCCAGGAUCGCCAGCGGCGGGUCCCGGGGAAUCUGGAGAAUUUACAAAACAACCAGGAAUGUUAGCCUACUACGAAAUCUGCUACCGAGUUAAAGACUUAAGAUGGAAGACAGGUAGACAGGAACAAGCCGGCCCCUACGCAUAUUCAGAUAACCAGUGGGUCGGAUAUGACGAUCCAAAAUCUGUGACACAAAAGGUUGAAUGGGCACUUCGGCAAGGAUUAGGUGGCGUGACAGCAUGGGCGAUCGAUCUAGACGAUUUCAACAACCGUUGCUGCAACGAACCUUCACCUCUGUUGCGGGCUGCAGGUCGAGCUCUUGGGCGAUCUGUGCCCCCGCCACCAACCUCCGCGUGUGAACGACCACCAGAGCCCAUCACGCCUGCCCCUCCGACUACUACUCCUGCUGAGUCUGAUGGAUCCGUGGGUGCAACUACUACUCAUCCCGUUAACCAUGAUCACCAUACGUCAACAACAUGGCCGGGUUGGAAUCCCGCAGCUACUACUCAAAGCACCUCCCAGACUUGGUGGUCACAACCCACUACUACUCCGAUGACUACAACGAGUACUACAACUACUCCUCGACCUACCAAACGUCCUACAAGUACAACUACCACGGAACCACCACAAAUGGAUAACGAUGUAGAAGGAGCAGCUUGCAUAGCUGGUGAAUAUGGUGCGGCACCAGGCGACUGUGAGAGCUAUUUGCAGUGUGAGGCUGGCCAUUGGCGAAAGCACCGCUGUGCCCCCGGCCUACACUGGUCAGCUAAAGCUAACCGAUGUGAUUGGCCCAGCUUCGCUAAAUGCACAGUAUCCUCGAGUAGCGGAUCAAGUACAACGACCACGACUUUAGCGCCCAUGACAACACGCCCACCACCUAGACCCAUCACUACGACAUCUACGACUACAACAACCACUACUACUACUACCGCUAGACCCACUUCUACUACAACUACUACUAUGGUUCCUAUUCAAGAUGAAACGGACGCUUCUGAGUCUGAGGGUCAGCCAUGCAACGGACAAGACUACCACGAAGUGCUGGGUGAUUGCACCGCGUAUCUACACUGUGACGGAUCUGUCUGGCGUUUGCAACAUUGUGCGCCGGGACUACACUGGAGCGCUGCACAGAAGCACUGCGAUUGGCCGCGAUAUGCUAAGUGUGGAACGACACAACAAAAGCCAACCACUGCAGCUGCUACUAGGCCCUCUCGACCACCACCAAGACCUACAAGGCCACCAACAACCACAACAACAACAACAACCACUGCAAGCAAUCGACCCUUGGAAGGUGGCGUGUGUGGAGCUCAAGACGUUCAUGCUUCGGCUUCUACUUGUGACUCAUACUUGCUCUGUGUUAGCGGACAGUGGAGAAAGCAGUUGUGUCCACCUGGACUACAUUGGGACAAACGCACCAAUCGCUGCGACUGGGUCGAAUUCGCUAUGUGCGAAGUGAGACGUCCAGAAACGACUACGAAACGACCAUUCCAGACUCUGUUGACGACAAGUGUCACUAAGAGGCCAACUACUGCUCGGACGACGACAAGGAAACCUACCACACUUUCCGGACAAUAUCAAGUACCGACAAACUGUUUAACCGGCACAUACCACGGGCAUCCACGUUGUGAGAAAUUUUACGUCUGUGUGAACGGCGCUCUCAUCGCUCAAAGCUGUGCGCCAGGUCUCGUAUGGAACCAAAAGAACUCUCAGUGUGACUUCCCCAGAGCUAGCUCCUGUACUGACAGGAGACAAGUCACCUCUUCCACUGGAGAAAUCAAGCCAAGCGCUGUACAAUUAGUAGAAGAAAAACCAAUGUACUGUGAAAGCGGACAGUAUGCCCAGGAUCCUAGUGAUUGUACCCGGUAUUUGCAUUGUUUAUUCGGCAAAUUUGAAGAGUUUGCAUGCAGCGCUGGCUUACAUUGGAACCAGGAAAAACAAAUUUGCGAUUGGCCGAGUAGCGCUUCAUGCAAGAUUAAUAAAGUUACAACAACGACCACGACCACGACAACUAUUACAACAAUUCAACCCGUACAUAUGGAUCCCGAAACCAUUGAACUACCAGCACCUUCUAAACCAAUCAUAGAUGUGGUGGAUUCUAGUACUAAACCUGAACUUCUGAACACACGAUACAAGCUGGUAUGCUAUUACACGAAUUGGUCAUGGUAUCGACCUGGUCUAGGCAAAUUCACUCCGGAAGAUAUGGAUCCCUCCAUUUGUACACACAUUGUAUAUGGAUUUGCUGUUUUGGGUGACGAUGGCCUUAUUAAGGCACACGAUCCUUGGGCAGAUACUGAAAACCGUUUCUACGAAAGGGUUGUGGAAUUUAAAAAGUAUGGGGCCAAAGUCACCCUUGCUAUAGGUGGAUGGAAAGACUCAGUUGGAGACAAAUACUCUAAAUUAGUUAAUAAUCCUCAAGCUCGUGCCAGAUUUAUUUCGCAUACUCUUCAGUUUAUAGAAAGUUAUAAUUUCGAUGGACUUGAUUUGGAUUGGGAGUACCCUAAGUGUUGGCAGGUGGAUUGCUCAAAGGGCCCUGACUCAGAUAAAGAAGGCUUCGCAAACUUAGUACGAGAACUUUCUGCUGUAUUCAAACCAAAAGGUUUACUGUUGUCUUCUGCCGUAUCUCCCAGUAAACAGGUCAUAGAUGCUGGUUAUGAUGUACCAGUGUUAGCGAGAUAUUUAGACUGGAUCGCCGUGAUGACUUAUGAUUAUCAUGGACAAUGGGAUAUGAAAACUGGUCACGUUGCUCCACUUUAUUAUCACCCUGAUGACGACUAUACUUACUUCAAUGCUAAUUAUACUAUGCACUACUGGAUGGAGAAAGGUGCCCCUGCUUCAAAGUUAGUCAUGGGCAUACCACUUUAUGGACAAUCUUUCACUACUCACUCUCAAAUAGACAAUCGCAUUUCAAAUGGACUGAAUGUACCAGCUAUAGCUGGUGGUGACGCUGGUGAAUAUACACGAGCCAAUGGUUUCCUAUCUUAUUACGAGAUCUGUGAACGCAUUAAAGAUCGCAGAUGGACAGUUAUUAAAGAUCCAAAUCAACGUAUGGGUCCUUUCGCUUACAAAGGCAACCAAUGGGUUUCAUUCGAUGACAUCAAUAUUAUCAAAAAGAAAGCAAACUUCAUCAAAUCCUUAGGUCUUGCUGGUGGAAUGGUAUGGGCUAUAGAUCUCGAUGACUUCAAAAACAGGUGCAACCAAGGAAAGUAUCCGCUCCUUAACACCAUUAAAAAUUCAUUAUUAGACCCAAAAGUGGAUUCAGAACUUGAACCGACCAAGCCAUUAGCUGAUCCAAAUAACAGUAUAGAUGAAGAUCUGGAAGACAUUGAAGUGAAGCCAGCAUACCACAAACCUGCAACAACUGCUCGUCCUACAACGACAAUGAAACCAACUACAGUUGCUAUCGUACAAGAUGAGAAGGAAGAAGAAAAGUAUAAAGUAGUAUGUUACUAUACAAACUGGGCUUGGUACAGACCAAGUGCCGGAAAGUAUACCCCGAAAGACAUAGAUCCGUCGCUCUGUACCCAUAUUGUAUACGCAUUUGCAGUAUUGGAUAGCGCUAAAUUGGUUAUCAAACCACAUGACAACUGGCUGGAUGUCGAAAAUAAAUUCUAUGAAAAAGUGGUAGCUCUGAAAAAGCGCGGAGUAAAAGUAGUCCUUGGGUUGGGAGGCUGGAAUGAUUCAGCCGGCGACAAAUAUUCCCGACUUGUCAACAACCCAUCCGCGAGAAGAAAGUUCAUUGUACAUGUAAUAGAUUUCCUUCAGCAGUAUGAAUUCGAUGGAUUAGACCUCGACUGGGAAUAUCCGAAGUGCUGGCAAGUUGAAUGUGAAAAAGGACCAAAUUCAGACAAGCAAGGUUUUGCUGCACUUGUCAAAGAAUUGCGCAGUGCGUUUGUUCCUCGCGGUCUUCUAUUGUCUGCUGCAGUUUCGGCAAGCAAACGUGUUAUUGAUUUAGCGUACGAUAUUCCGGUACUCUCGAGGAAUUUAGAUUGGAUAUCACUGAUGACGUAUGACUAUCACGGACAAUGGGAAAAGAAAACUGGCCACUUAGCACCCAUGUAUGCACAAGAUUCAGAUGACGACAAAACACUUAACACUAACUUCACCGUUAACUACUGGCUGAGUAAAGGAACUCCGCGCCAUAAGCUGAUAUUGGGUGUGCCAUUCUACGGACAGUCGUUCUCUUUGAUCGAAAACUCCGGAAACGAAUUAGGAGCACCAAGCUAUGCCGGUGGAGAAGCUGGAGACGAGACAAGAGCUCGUGGCUUCUUGUCAUUCUACGAAAUUUGCGAACGUAUAAAAGUUCAAGGAUGGCGAGUAGUACGUGACCCAGGCGGUCGAAUGGGACCAUAUGCCACUUUGGACGAUCAAUGGGUGUCAUUUGACGACGAUUACAUGGUACGCCAUAAGACUGAAUACGUUCGGGCGAUGGAUCUCGGUGGCGCUAUGGCGUGGACGCUGGAUUUGGACGACUUUAACGGCCGGUAUUGUGGCUGUGGAAAGUCUCCUUUACUUGCCACUAUUAACCAUGUACUGAGAGGACAUGAGGCUCCUCCCCGAUGCUCUUUAGAAGAAAUCCAAAGUCCACCGAACGUAGGUACUACAACAACAACUACUGCUGAACCUGAAGACAUACCCGUGCCAUCUCUAUCCGACACCGACACUGAAACCGAAAUGAAUGUUGACAACUCUCCUGUGGAUGGAUCAUCACUAGAAGGAAAAUCGUGUUCUGGCAUUACUUUCAAAGAGGAUGACUUGGAUUGUGCUAAAUAUUACUUAUGUAUAAACGGGCAGUAUAUUCAACUAACGUGCCCAUCGCCACUUGUGUGGAGUCAGAAUCACUGCAAUUUCCCAAGUACAACUAAAUGCAAAGGCAAGACAAGUCUAAGAUUAACAGAUGGGAGCGACGAAAUUCAAACGGAACACAAACCCAUCAUUGCGUGCUACUUUUCCAAUUGGGCUUAUUAUAGGAAAGACAAUGGCAGUUUUGGACCAGAACAAGUGGACCCCUCUCUAUGCACACAUAUCAUUUACGCCUGGGCACAUCUUGAUAGCGCCAGUAGUACAGUAGUUCCUGGAAACCCAGAAUUAGAUAUCAGCAACGAUUUCUAUGGAAAAAUAACAGAAUACAAAGUUAAAGGCGCUAAAGUCAUUAUAGGUAUAGGGGGAAUAGAAAAUUCAAUAGGUUAUACAUGGAGCCAGGUUAUAGCUAAUCCUGGCAAAAGAAAGACGUUUGUAAGAUCUGUUGUAAAAUUCUUACAAAAAUGGAAAUUUGAUGGAGUUCAAAUAGCUUGGCAAUACCCUGUAUGCAAAGAGGCGCCUUGUUCAGAACAAGAUUCUUCGGAUAAAGACAAUUUCAGCAUAUUAUUAACUGACUUGGCGAAGGUACUGCGGCGCCAUAACUACGAGUUGUCAGCUGUAGUCGCUCCAAAUCCAGAAAUAGCGGCUGUGGCUUACGACCCAUCAAUACUGACGGCAACGUUGGACUGGAUGAUCAUAGCAGCGAAUGAUUAUUAUGAGUCUGAUCCAAGAAGGACAGCCUAUCUCCUGCCAUUGACGAUCGACGGACCAUACAAAAUGGAUAAUUUGCAAGCAAUCAUUGGCUUUUGGUCCAGCAUAGUGCCAACUACUCAACUCGUAAUGGGUCUACCUGCAUACGGACGUUCUUACACGCUGAGAAGUGAAUUAAAUUCUGGUAUUGGAGCUCCCAUAGCUGGUCCAGGCAAACCAGGCACAUUUACUCGCAUUCCUGGAUUUUUAGCAUAUUACGAGAUAUGUAAAGAAUUGGAAUCACACGACUGGAAAGUGGUGUCGAAUAUUGAGGGUACUUAUGCAGUACAAGGAUCUCAGUGGAUAUCCUACUUGCGACCUUUCGAUAUCUACAGGGUAUCAGCUGUAAUGUCUCGGACAGGUAUGCGAGGGGCAGCCCUGUGGGCCCUCGACUUGGAUGACUGGCGAGGAAGAUGCUCGUGCCAACCCUGGCCAAUGCUCGAUGCCCUCAGGAGAGGAUUCUUAGAACCAAAUGUGCAGACUGUUGAAGACUUCAAAUGUGCAAUAUAGUUAUAGAUGUAUAUGUAUUUCCAAUGUUAAUAUUAUGUAUAAUCUAAAGAAAAUCAUACAAACAUUUACAUACUUUUGACUCUACUUAUCAUAGUUAAGCACUAAGCUAAGCGUUUGACGACUCUAUAAACCGCACGACAUUGACGACUAUCAAAAGUAAAUUGUAAAGAAAAUAAUGAGCUCAUUCUGAUGUGUGAUUUUACUACCUAAUUGCUACCUCGAGCUUUGCUCACAUUAUCAAUACAAGUAGUUAUGGAGGUAGAAAUUACUAUAGUGAUUCUAGAAUAGAAUAGUUUAGUUUGAGUAGUUUAGGUACUUUGAUACUCAAUUUGGGGAUUUGUAAGUAUUAACAGGCUGUUAUGGUGGGGUUUAACUAAACUACAGGGUAUUAUUUUCAAUGUAGAUAUUAAAGACGAAAUCUGUAAUGGUUCAUUUUCACGCAACCACGUGCAUGCAACUGCAACCGACGACGACUGCAGUCGACUGCAGUCGGCGACGUCUCGGCGGCAGUCUGCUGCAGUCCGCGACGUCUCGGCGGCAGUCUACUACAGUCGUCCGUAGCUGUUGCCUGCUGCCAUUGGCAACGUUCUGCUCGUGUAAAUGAACCCUAACUGCAAAUAAAAACUGUACUUUAACAGGUAGAUAUCAAUUUUUAUCUGAACUACCCUCAGCUGCUCUGUGACAAGCAUUCCUUAUUUAGAAAAUAAGAUUGAUAGAUCCUCAAAUAUUGUUUAAAUAUAAAUAUUAAACGUAAAUGUAAGGAGUAUCUAAUGUACUAGUUUUUUAAUUGUACAUUUUUAUUCGUAGGUAUCUAAUAAGAGCUCGAAACAAUUGUACCUACUUACCUAUGCUAAUAUGACUGAAUGAUUUUAUUUUAAUAGAAGGAUUUUCAUCUUUGUAAAAUAAUUACCGACCUAGGUACUUAUUUGCAACUUAUAUUAUAACAAUAAAUAAUUGUUAUAUCCGUGAACGUAAAUAUUCACCUAUUUUACAUUUCGGAAAAUAUUUUUGCUAGGUAGGUAAUGUACGAUAAUUUCUAAAAUAGAAAAGUCAGAAUUUGCAAAAGUGAUUGUAAAACUGGAAGUCAAUUAAACAUUAACAUUAAAGAAAUUUUAUAAAAUUAAA